AUGGCCGACGUCGAGGCAUUUGCAGCGCUGCUGCACGAGACCAUUGCACAGAACAAGUUGUCUGGCUCGCGUGUCAAGGCAGUGACCGAAAGCGCGACGAAUGCACUGGCUGAUCCCGCGGGCGUCGCCAAGGCCAUGCUCCGCGCGCACAUGCGCUCGGCGCCAAAGACGAAGUUAAUCUCUCUGUACAUCUUUGAUGCGGUCGCAAGGCAUGCGCAGGAAAUUGCACGCCGCAACGGCGCGGGGUUCUCGGCGCGCAACCGCACCGCCGAUCAGCUCGCGGCAGACGCGAGCGCGUUUUUGCGUGCUGCGCAGGAGCCCGCCGCGGAAGUAGGCAUUGACUGCCUGCGCCAUGCGCCGCCGGAGCAGCGCGAAAAGGUCUUGAAAGUGAUUGAUAUUUGGGGUCGCGCCAAUACGUUUUCGUCGAAAAUCCUGCAGCGCAUCCACGACUACGCCGAUCGCGAGGGGCAGGGCAGCAAGUCGCCUCAGGUAGAACCGCUCGGCCCGCCGGGUCUCCCGGCGAAUGUGCUUGCCAUGCUCGGCGGCGCUGGGGCUGCACCGGCGGCCGGCGGCGCGGCUCCGGCGAGCGCAGCGGCGCCUGCAGCGCCUGCCGCCGCGUCCGUGUCCCCUGUGGCCCCAGCGGCCCCGGCGGGGCCUGCGGCAGCCGCGCAGCGCUCCGCGCGUGGUCCUCCCCCGGGCGGGUGGCCGCCGGGCGGUGGCAGCGCGCAGUCGCGUGGGCCGCCGCCGGGCGGAUGGCCGCCGGGCGGCGGCAGCGCGCAGUCGCGGUCUGCGCCCGUGCAAGAGAAGCCCGUCACCGAGGACCUGCGUGCGUUUGACCAGUCCAAGUUUGAUCCUACGAGGCCCGACGACUGGGCGCGUCUGUCGAAGCUAUGGGAGAAUACGUACAAGUACGAGCCGACGGGCCCCGAACUGAUGAUGGCGCUGAUGUCUGGCAUGCUCUCGAAAGAGUCCGACGCGCGGUGGGCCGGCAUGCCGUCGAUGGGCAUGCCGUCGAUGGGCAUGAUGCCCAUGAUGCCCGGCAUGCCGGGCAUGGCGACGCCUGGCAUGCCGGUGCCCGGUGCGACGAGCCCCCCGCAUGGCGCACGCUCCCCCCCUGCGACAGGCGACCCCCGCCGCGGCCGCAGCUAG
This is a messenger RNA of Malassezia japonica, 1149 nucleotides long. RefSeq lists its product as uncharacterized. Bases 1 to 1149 code for a protein of 382 amino acids. The record is from RefSeq and is a predicted model, not a curated record. The transcript is spliced from 4 exons. NCBI's taxonomy places the organism in Eukaryota, Fungi, Basidiomycota, Malasseziomycetes, Malasseziales, Malasseziaceae.